AUGGCCUUAAACUCAACAAAUCAAACUUAUGAUCUGUUUGAUGUUAAAAAAAACAAAUUAUUAUGGCAAGGAGAUCUUUCUCAAUUAAAGACAUUCGUUGCGAAUGAAGUGAAUCAAAGAGAUGCUGAAAAUGCGAUAUGGCGAUCGCCGAGUGGAGGCACAUGGUGCUUUAAAGGCGAAGGCGAUGAUCUGUUAGUAACGUGGCACAGCAAAAGCAAAACGAUCUCUUUUGACGGUAAAGCGGCUGAUGAAAUUAAAGAACGAAUUCACGAAGCUAUAAGCAAUAAAUAUACAGAUUUGACAAAUGUCGAAGUCGCAUAUGUAGAAGCCACCAAUGUUCAAGCCGCAAAGGUCGAAGCUACAAAUGUCGAAGCCACAAAUGUCGAGGCUACAAACGACGAAGCCACAGUUAUCGAAGCCAGAGAUAAUACUAACGCUAUCGAAUUGGUCAAUACCAGUGAUUCUACCUUACUGCCUAAUGAUUUAUGCGGUAAGUGGUCUGAUCUAGCCGACAAGGUCGAACUCCUCGAAGAUCGAAUGAAUAAUAACUUUAUGGAUAUCGCAAAAUCAAUAAACAGUUUGAAAGCAAAGGAAGGAUUAAAUACGGAGUUCUCCCGUGAAUAUGUUGAUAGUAUUGUGCGGGAAAAUGUAAAAUUCAGACAGGAUAAUGAAAAUUUAAGGAAGCGUUCUGAAAAUCUUUCGUAUAUUAUAUCAGAUCUAAACACUAAAGCUAAAAUAUUUGAAAAUGAGAAAGAAUCCCUGAUUACAGCUUUGGGAAUAUUACAAUCAGAUCUAAAUGAGAAAUAUAAAGGGGCUGAUUGGCAAACUGUCAAAGGUUCUGUUAUAAAAAACGGUAGCUGUAAACAGAUGUCCGCAUCUAGUAUAGAUGCUGAUAUCAAUCCGAAUGUCGAGAUAAGCAACAGAUUUGAAAGUCUAAUUUACGAAGGCGAUGAAGAAUAUGAUGAUCAAGAAAUUCCUAACACGACAAAAACAAAAGAGAAAUUAAGCCUUCAACAAAAGGGCUAUGGUAAGAAUCAAAUGAGCGACUCUGAUGACAAAGCUGCUCAAUCGAAAGCCAACAAGCAGAGGUCACGAAUAAGAAACAAAAGGUGAAGAAUAACGAACAAAAGGCAAAGGAAAACGAGCAAACAAGAGAAGCGCAUAAGGCAAGUGAGGAAAUAACAGCAGAAAGACAACGCACUAAAGAAACGGUCGUUAUAGCUGGAGAUUCGAUUAUAAAAUAUGUAAAAGGUUGGGAAGUAUCCAACACUGACAGUAACGUAAUAGUUAAGUCUUUCUCAGGUGCAACAAUUAAUGAUAUGUCUGAUUUCUUAAAGCCCACUGCACGAAAGCAACCCGAUAAGCUCAUUAUCCAUGCAGGCACAAACGACAUACGCUAUUCAAGUCCUAAAGAAAUUGCAAAGAAAAUUAUCGAGUUAGCAGAGAAUUUUAAAAAGGAUUGCAAUGAUACUGAAGUCAUCAUCUCUUCUUUAGUCACUAGAUGCGAUAGAGAGGAACUUACAACGAAGGUAAAUGAGACCAACAAUAUAUUAAAGUCAAGCUGCUUGAAAAAAAAGCUUGCAUUCUUAGACAAUAGUAAUAUUAGUCGCUCUCAUUUAAAUAGUAGAGGACUGCAUUUAAACCGAGAAGGUAGCUCUUUGCUUCAGGCAAACUUUUCAUAUUUCUUACGUUCGCAUAAUUGAAAUGAGGACGGGUCGAGGAGGAGUGCUAAUGAUGCCUGUUUAAAUAUUCCGAAAACAAGGGGUCUUAAGAUGGCUAUGCUUAAUGUAGUUAGCCUUCCGAAACACCUUGAUGAAAUCCGAUUAUUACUUCACGAUAAAUAUUUAGAUGUUUUAGCAGUUAAUGAAACCCGUUUGAACUCCACUAUUUCCGAUGGGAUUGUUAGCAUUGAAGGUUAUGACUUGCUACGUGCUGAUCGGAAUAGAAAUGGAGGAGGGGUAUGUAUUUAUAUAAGACGCCAUAUAAAUUAUGAAAAUCGCCCUGAUCUAGUUCCAACAGGCCUUGAAGCUGUCUGUGUGGAAAUUAAGCAGGCUAAUAGUCAAUCUUUUAUAGUUUCAAGUGUUUAUAGACCACCAUGUUCCGCUAGUGAAGUGUUUAUAAAAAUUAAGAGGCUAAUCAAAUCAAUUGAUGCUGAAAAUAUAGAAUUUUAUAUUUUGGGAGAUUUAAAUUGUAAUAUGCUAGAACCAACUUAGUCCACCACUAGAAAGCUUCAGGACGUUUUGGAAUUAUAUCAGCUUACACAAUUAAUUAAUAACCCUACGCGUAUUACCCAGUCUAGCCAAUCAUUAUUGGAUGUAGUAAUUGCGUCAAUGCCUGAAAAAAAAUUUUUUUCAGGUGUAGUCCAUCUCGGAAUUAGUGAUCACAGCCUCAUUUAUAGUAUUCGCAAAAUAAGUACAAGAAUAAAAACUGAUUUACAAGGUUCUGUCGAGUAUAGAAAUUUUAAGAAUUUCAAUGUUUCAGGCUUUCUAUAUGACUUGCAAAAUAUACCUUGGGAAGAAAUAAGAUUUAAAAGAAAUGUAGAUGAAAUAUGGCGGUUAUGGAAAACAUUUUUUGUAGAUGUGCUUGAUAAACAUGCCCCUGUGAGAGUAAAAAGAUUAAGAAAAGGGGGCAAUAUUCCUUGGGUAAGCCGGGAAGUAAAGGAAAAAUUAUUUAAAAGAGAUGCUCUUAAGCGUAAAAGCAAUAAAGACAAAAAAAGAAGAAGACUGGAGACUAUAUAAGUCAACUAGAAAUGUUGCCAACACUGCUUUGCGUAGUGCUAAAAGAGAUUAUUAUGCAAACAAAUUUACAAAUAAUAAACAGAAUCCUAAAUAUACUUGGAGAACAAUAAACGAUAUAUUAGGUCAAAACAGAAAACAGACUACGAUUAAUGAAAUUAAACUUCCAGGUAAAACUGUUACAUCGACCGACGAAUUAGUCGACAUUUUUAAUGAUCAUUUUAGUAAUAUUGGCCCAAAGCUUGCUGAGUCUAUUCCAAAUGACAAUGACGUUAGUUUUCGAGAUUUUAUUACUCAACAAAAAUCUAAGACAAAGAACAGUUUCUCAUUUCGAACAGUGAGUGUAACAAUGUGUAAGCUAUAAGAAAAUACCAGUUGACAGCUUGUAACAAAAAAUGCCAUCAGAGUGUACAUUUCAGAAUGUUGGCCGGUCGUCUAUUUGGUAUAUUGAAGGACUUUUGCAGUACCCUGUACAAUACAGCGGCAAAAUGUCAACACAAGUCACCCCACGAAAUAAUGAGUCAGUAAUUGACAUGGAACGCGUUAUAAACACGUACAAUCGCGCGAGAUGCGUAAGCAAGACGCCAUGCACGUCAGGAGAUAUAUGUCAGGCCUAUUCACUAAUAUUCGGCUCUGCUCAUAUAGCAUAACGUUUUGUUUUCGCGAUUCUAAUAUAUCCAGCGACCUUAAAGGAUAAUGACCUUGGGUUCCAGGGAUUAAAUUAUCCAUGGACGAUUAUCCUAAAUCCAAUAGCAGGAUAUUAG
This is a messenger RNA of Paramuricea clavata, 3499 nucleotides long. NCBI's taxonomy places the organism in Eukaryota, Metazoa, Cnidaria, Anthozoa, Malacalcyonacea, Plexauridae. The record is from the annotation of a GenBank genome assembly.